UUGGGUGGUAACACGCCCGUCGUCGUCGUCGGCAUCUCGCUCCCCUUUUAUGAAAGCAGCGGCGUUGUGUGCUUCGUAUAGAGCGGUCGUAUUGGUGACCGAUUUGUCAUCGUCGGCGGCAUUGUCGCCCAUGAUUACCCAUCGCGGUUGUGUGUCAGUCUAAUGGUGCGUUUCGAAUGUGAUAGACACGGUUUUUUCGCGAGAGUAGCUUUCUAGAUAGUAAGCGCGCCGCAGAUUCGGUUUUGAGUUUUUCUCCAAAGCGACAGAAGAAAGUGCAGUUUGUGUUCCGCCAAAGUAGGCGGAAAAUUUGUUACGGUUUUGAAGUUUUGAGUCCGUGGACUCAAAACCAUUCGUUUGGAUCGGAAUUUUCUGUCCUUUGGUCGCGUUCCGGCUUUAUGUGUCCGGUGUUGUCCGUGAAUGGAAUCGAUUCCUGUGAUUACAAGCGAGUGUGUGUGAUAGGAUAACGUUGAUUCACCCCUGGAGAAAUGUAAUGGCCAUCGAAAAACCAUUCCACGAGCAGUGAAAACCAAGGAAGAUCAUUCCCAUCUCAAAGCUGAAAAUCGUUCCCCAAGUGUGCAUUUUUGUAUUAAGCUUGUUUAACAAAAAACGACGGUGCAUUUCUCAGUGAAUUUCAAAUAUGUCGCCAGCAUUCCUAGCGGUGAUAGCCGUGAUCCUUUGUAUCCUGUUCCGGAUCCUGAACGUGAACAGUCAACCGCAGCUGCCGCAGAUAUUCUGCAAGGAUGGCCAGUUCAUGGAGUGUUUCCACAAGAUUGCUCCCAUGCUCCGAGAUCCAUACAUUCCAACGCGCUUGUGGGGAUUCAGCGGCCACAUCCAGACAAUAAUUCACAGCAUCGUCGGUCGCGUGAAAUGCCCCUGGCCGCUGGGUGAACGCGUGUACCUUUCGCUGGCGGACGGAUCAACCCUGACGUACGACCUGUACCAACCGCUGAUCAACUCCAUGGAAGAUGACAUCACGGUGGCCAUCUGCCCGGGGAUAGGAAACUCAUCCGAAUCGGUCUACAUUCGCACCUUCGUUCACUACGCGCAGUGUCACGGCUACCGGUGUGCGGUGCUGAACCACAUCGGGGUCCUCGAUAGCGUCCAGGUUACGUCCAGUCGGAUUUUCACCUACGGCCACACCGACGACUACUCGGCAAUGAUUACCAACCUGUUGAAGAAGUACCCGACGACCAACAUCGUUUCGGUUGGUUUCUCGUUGGGCGGUAAUCUCAUUUCCAAGUACCUGGGCGAAGCUUCCCGGCCGCAGAACAUCAUCGGCGGAGUGUCCAUCUGUCAGGGUUACAACGCUGUGAUAGCCACACAGUGGUUACUGAAAUGGCAGAACUUCCACCGGUUCUAUCUGUACGUGUUGACGGAGAAUGUGAAGAGCAUCAUCAUGAAGCAUCGGCACGUCCUGCUGUCCGAUGACAUCAAGCAGCGGUAUCAGUUGAACGAGAGGGACAUUGCAGCGGCAGCUACCUUACCGGAACUGGACGAGGCCUACACCCGAAGGGUGCACAAUUUCAACAACGUCAAAGAGAUGUACAGUUGGAGCAGCUCGGUGAAUUACCUGGCAAACAUCAAGCGACCGAUGGUGUUUGUCAACGCUAGGGACGACCCGCUGGUGCCGGAUAUGUUGCUGGAUCCAAUCAAGCAGUUUGCAACGACUCAAAACCAAUCACUCUACAUCGAACUUGCCAACGGAGGUCACCUCGGUUUCUACGAGGGUGGUCUCAUCUACCCGAACCCGGUGACCUGGCUGGAUCGGGCACUGGUCGCGCUGAUUGGUGGCAUCGUCAUGUCCCACAACGACCUGCUGGUGGCCAAACGAACUGCUACCGUUAUCUAAGAUUCGCUAGCAUUCCCCUCGCCAUCGUUGUCCUAUGGGGGUGCCGUAGCCAAUCGACUCUUCGGGUGGUUCGGUCGUUGGCUUUUGCCGGUGGUGGCCGCACCUCCCACACCUUCCCUGCGCAGUAUCCUUGCAGCUCUGUUGAAACAACUCCUAUCAACGGUUCUGCUCCGUACUCGUCGCAGCGAAACGUUACUGUCGCCGACAACUCCGGCAUCAACGCCAUCGCAACUGGAAGCGACCACCUUCGAAGUAUCGUAAGUAUCUCCAAGAUACUGCUUUUGUACUUUCAUCGUAAUCAAACAACGGCGAAGGGAAUGAUCUGGGUGAAACUCAGCCUAAUACAAAUCGGACACACCGAGCAGCACAAUAAGCACACAUCUCUUUGGGAGACAAAAUCGUACGUAAUGAGAGAAAAAUCGACCGUACUAAGUCGCUAAAUUAGCUAGAACAACGUAGAACGUUUUUCGGGUGCCCAAAAAAUUUGACACUAAACUGAUAUGCGAAAUUAAGCGUUAGGAAUUUGCGUUUUUUAUUAGGUUUUUUUGCUAGCGUAAGUCAAACCGCGUUCCUUAAUGCGAGUACAUAAUUUAAGCCUGUGUAACAAUAAGUAAUCAUCAUCGGUAGGUUAAAACGGAAAAUCAAACACAAUAUUGGAUAUUUAAAACAAGCAACCGUGUGCGGUGUUUAAUUGUGAUAAAUGUGAAUUGAAACACCUGCUUAAUUUGGAAGGGAAGGAUCACUCCUUUGGAAAUAUGAUAGAAACUAUAUAAGAUGACUGAUAGUGCAUCUCAAAAACGAAUUGGACUUCUCAGAAGUUUUGUUGAAUGGUUAGGAAGCGUUUUGAAAACGAGUAACGACUUGCAAGAAGCGGAUGAAUUUGUAUUGUAAUGCUCAAUAUCAAGUAUAAUUCAUAGACUCACGUACAAAUAUAAAUGAGUUUUGCAGUGAUCGCACGCAGUCUGUUUGAGUGACUUUGAUUUU
Molecule: messenger RNA, 2833 nt
Organism: Aedes aegypti (yellow fever mosquito)
Lineage: Eukaryota; Metazoa; Arthropoda; Insecta; Diptera; Culicidae
Gene: Hydr2
Product: abhydrolase domain-containing protein 2
Exons: 6
Coding region: 638-1849 (403 amino acids)
Biological process (GO): medium-chain fatty acid biosynthetic process; sperm capacitation; steroid hormone receptor signaling pathway
Cellular component (GO): sperm flagellum; sperm plasma membrane
Molecular function (GO): monoacylglycerol lipase activity; acetylesterase activity
Source: RefSeq, a predicted model, not a curated record